Messenger RNA from Penicillium verrucosum, 993 nucleotides. RefSeq lists its product as uncharacterized. Lineage: Eukaryota; Fungi; Ascomycota; Eurotiomycetes; Eurotiales; Aspergillaceae. The record is from RefSeq and is a predicted model, not a curated record. The transcript has a single exon. The coding region runs from base 1 to 993 and encodes 330 amino acids.
AUGUCGUGUCCUACCAGUUGCACCCCAUUGAAACGAGUUCUCAAUGACCGCGUCAUCCCCCUAGAUGGAAAGAUACCUUGCCUGGGAAAGACCCUCAAAGGCCAAUACUGCAAGGCUCCGCUAGCGCGUGAUAGACAAAGCGAAGCUUUAUGCUUACUUGAGUGCUGCAUCUAUUGCUCCAGACCAGGUGGCCGACCACUGAAGUAUGCGAUCAAAGAUCUCGCAAUCUUGCUCGUCCACCAGCAACACAGUGGCGAGCAGGAUGCUGCGUAUACUAGAUGGAGAAAUAUGGUGAAGGAAUAUAAGAAUAAGAGGGAGAAGCCCCCGCGGAAACACCAUCGAGAACUUGAUCAAACCCUGGAUCGCCCGCAGGAAUAUUAUUCCGAUAUGUUCGACGACCGUGUCGCUCCACAACCGGUCAAACAUCGAAGGGACACGCAUAUUGUUAAGCGCAGUGAAUCAGAUCGAACCAGUCGCCUGAGCUAUCCAGCGACACCCAGAACCCCGCAACAUCGAACCAUCGAGGCUAAUGAACCCAUCGAGGAUGACAAGCCUGCUCAACACCCGGUGAUUCAUCCCACUCCGCCCAGCUCGGAAUUGCCAACAGAAGGCUGCAAGUCUGUGUCUGUGUCUGUCCAAACCGAGGCCUAUGAGGUAUACACACCUAUCACCUUGUGGUCAUGCUUGUUCGGGUUAAUCCUGCAAUGCGGGGUCAUGAUUUGCAGCCUUUUUAAGAUUCAAUUUGGUCUUGUUCAAUUUUGCGACCGUGCAGGGAAUGUGAAAAAGGGCUCACUGGACUUUAAGUUCGAAUUGGGUAUCCGGUGGACAUUAACGGGUUUGAUGCCACGAUGGGUGAUUUUCAUGGGGACUUCCUUUGUAGCAUUGUCUGUUUUGCUUGGGUCAUGGCUUGGGUUAUUGUGUAUAUGUUGGAUUGGGGUGCAAUUGCAGGAAAGUCCUAUCGAGUUGAAAUAUGAAGCCUAUAGGCUGAGAUAG